Penicillium maclennaniae is the source of this 1125-nucleotide messenger RNA. RefSeq names its product zinc-binding alcohol dehydrogenase family protein. Gene Ontology annotation, molecular function: oxidoreductase activity, acting on NAD(P)H. Lineage: Eukaryota; Fungi; Ascomycota; Eurotiomycetes; Eurotiales; Aspergillaceae. The coding region runs from base 1 to 1125 and encodes 374 amino acids. The transcript has 3 exons. The record is from RefSeq and is a predicted model, not a curated record.
AUGGCAGAACUCAAACUCCAAUCAGCUAUCAUUUUGAAAGCCCCGGGCGAAGCCAGCGUUGUGAACGAUUUAUCUAUUCCAUCGCCUGGAAUCGGCGAAGUUCUGAUCAGAGUGCAAGCAGUGUCUCUCAAUCCAUCAGAUUGGAUGGCACGAGAUCAUCUCGGAAGACCUGGGUCGGGUUUGGGCUUUGAUUUCGCAGGCACGGUAUUAGAAGUGGGCGAAGGUGCUCAGAGAGUGAGGUCUAUUGGAGACCGGGUGGCCGGCUUUGUCCACGGAUGUCACAGCGCCAAUUAUUCCAUCGGUGCUUUUCGUGAAUAUUUGACUGCUGAUGCGGUUCUCUUAAUUCACAUACCGUCUAAUUUGGAAUUCACCGAGGCCGCCACGCUAGCCAUGGGUAUUAGCACAGCAGCUCAACAACUCUAUCAGAAUUUACCAUUGCCGAUUCCCUGCAACACGUCAGUGCGCACAAGUCAUACCAUUUUGAUCUAUAGCGGAGCUACUGCAACUGGAAGUCUAGCGAUCCAGCUAGCUAAGUUGUCCGGUUUCAGAGUCAUUACAACCUGCUCCGAGAAAAACAUACCCUGGCUACUCAGCCUCGGCGCAGAUGCAGUAAUCGAUUACAAUCAGCUCGACGCAAUCCGUCAUGUUCGCCGCCAUAUUGAAGACUGCGGUCUUUCCAUAAUCUUAGACUGCGUCUCCCUAGACGCAACUGCCGCCUUCUGCUACCAAUGCUUUGCACCCCCGCUACGCCCUGCAAACGAGAAUGCCCCCUGGACUUUUUACUACGCCUCGCUCAUGCCGGUGAAGAAUCUCCCUCCACCACCGAAAAUGAUUCCUGAGUCGGGUAUCAUCCGUGCAGAAUGGAAUAUGGUGUUUACUUGCUUUGGACGUCGGUUUACGAUUGUGAAUCAGGAGUUUGGGUUGAAUCAGACUUGGGAGCCUUCGGCUGUGGAUAGGGAGUUUAUGGCUUUUCUCUACCGUUGCAUGGAGCAGAUUAUUCCGUUGGGAAAUAUUCAGCCCAUGCCGGUGAAGGCCAUGGAGGGAGGUCUUGAAGGGGUUUUGGAGGGGAUCCAGCUCGUUAAAGAUGGCGGUGCGCUGGGGAAGAAAUUGGUUUAUGCGCUUUGA